Micropterus dolomieu (smallmouth bass) is the source of this 2891-nucleotide messenger RNA. Its product is annotated as nuclear factor 7, brain-like. NCBI's taxonomy places the organism in Eukaryota, Metazoa, Chordata, Actinopteri, Centrarchiformes, Centrarchidae. The record is from RefSeq and is a predicted model, not a curated record. Gene Ontology annotation, molecular function: zinc ion binding; protein binding. The transcript is spliced from 6 exons. Bases 70 to 1629 code for a protein of 519 amino acids.
CUUCUCUUCUUUACGCGUCACAGUGUUGCCUUCAUACUUUUCUCUUCAGGACGAUGUGCGCAGCCGAGAAUGGAGGACGCCAACGCGCUUGAAGAACUCCAGUCGGAGCUCACCUGUCCUGUGUGUCUGGAGCUUUUCCGUGAUCCGGUGAUCCUCGAGUGCGGACACCACUUCUGCCAGGUGUGCAUAAUCCAGUGUUGGGAAGCCAAGGCGGACGAGUUGUCGAGUUGUCCAAAGUGUAGGAAGUCGUGCGGCCGUAAACUGCGACCCAACUCGCUUCUGUGCAACGUCGUGGAUAGUGUACGGAGAGCCCGUGCCACGGACACGGCCUCCGGGGUAACCGGAUGGGACCCGGAAGGUGCGCUAGAGGAACCGGAGGAACGGGAGCUUGGCUCCAGCAUGAGCAGCGUAGCCUCGUCCACCGGGCAGUGGCCGCGCCUGAGUAUGGAUAUGUGCGAGGAGCAUGAGGAGAAGCUGAAGCUUUACUGUGAGGACGACCAGAUUCCCAUUUGUCUGGUGUGCGGGAUGUCCCGGGACCACAAGACCCAUAAUGUCAUCCCCAUUACCGAGGCUUUUGAAAACUACAAGGAUAAGCUGUCUGUCGCUCUAGAGAGGGUUCAGCUGCAGACAGACAAGGCCACACUUUUCCAAAGACAGACCAAUGAAAAGAUCCUCUUCAUGAAGGAGCGAGCAGGAGAUCUGGAGGAGCUGGUCACUGCAGAGUUUAGCCGUCUGAGGGAGUUCCUACGCGAGGAGGAGGAGCGCAUAAAGGAGAAACUGCAGAAGCAGAAAGAGGAAAAGCUCAACCAGCUGGAGGAGGCACUCACUCAGACCACAGAGCAUAUCAGUCAAUUGGAAAGUACGGCCGAGAAGCUUUGUGUCAAACUGAGUGCAGUAGAAAACCCAGAGCAACUGAAGGGAAUUAAAGAUUUCAUUGGAGGGGCUGAGAGCUUGUUUGAGCGACCCCCAGAGGUGAGCGUCAUUCUGCAGCCGGGAGAGUUCCUGGGACCUUUGCAGUACAGGACCUGGAGGAAAAUGAGCUCUAUUUUACAGCCCGCCGUCACAGCAGUGACCCUUGACCCGGACACAGCCUACCCAUGCCUGUGGGUUUCACCGUGUCGUACCAGUGUCCAGGUGGGAAAAAUCCAGCCCAACCUGCCCAACAACCCAGAGCGCUUCACCCGCUACAACAUCAUCUUGGGCUCUGAAGGAUUCUCCUCUGGCAGACACUACUGGGAGGUGGAGGUGGGCUCCAAGACAGCGUGGGGUCUGGGUGUGGCCAGAGCCUCCGUCAACAGGAAGGAGGAGGUCAGCCUCUGCCCAGAAGAUGGUUUCUGGACCGUGGUACUGAGGGACAACUGCAACGGCACCAGUGAGUAUGAAGCAUGCACCGACUCAGAGGAGAGCUUGUUAUAUCCCUCCAAACCCCCCAGGAGGGUGGGGGUCUAUCUGGACUAUAGUCGCGGUGAAGUGGCAUUUUAUGAUGCUGGAGACAUGAGUCACCUCUUCACUUUCUAUGACGCAAAAUUCAAAGAGCCCGUUUUCCCGUACUUCAAUCCCUGGCCGAUUAUCAAUGGACACAACCGUGAACCGCUCACCAUAGUAACACCACACUGGGGAUACAUGUAAUUUUUGUCAGAGGACUGACGCUCUGCAUCAGCAUGUUCAGAAUAAAACUGCAGAAGAAGAUUUAGCCCUUGAUGAACUUAUAUGGACAUGAGCAUUCACACAUCUGCUUGUCAGAAAGACUGCAGAAGAAGCUGCAUUAAUGAUAAGACAAAUUACACUUUAAAGGACAUGGCUGUUGAUAUUCUAGUUUUUUUCUUAUUGUCAACAAAUCCCAUGAAAAGGCCUGAACCAACAAUGAAUUGACCUUACUGACAAGUAUUGUCUGUGUAUCCAAAGCAUGAUAUAUCAUAUACCAUUUUUACACCAAUAUUAGCGCAAAAAACAAUAAAACAAAUCAAUGAGCCUUUUAAAUAUCUAUGCUAUAUUUUGUGACAUUUUUUCUCAUUUUCAUCUAAGUGGAAAUGAAAGAUGCUGAGGUCCAGAAAAGUAUUGUGAGACAGACUCACCACCUUGUUGACAAUAACAAAAAUAUAGAAUAGCCUUAUUCUUUAAGAUUUUGUAUUGGUUCUGAUUCAUGAGAAAUGGGGUAAGGCAUAUUGCUUGCUAAUGUAUCCAAAGACAUAAAGGCUCCUUGUGAAGUUUUACACCUCUGGUAGGGCUAUGAGCUGUUUUUCUAUGAGUGUGUCUUGCUUUGUGUAUCUCGUUCUGCCAGUGGUUUCACACUAUUUCACUGAUCAACUGGUGGCAAUUACAUGCGAAGAUAUGCUGCAAUGUGCCAACAAAGACUGGGAAAAAGACUGCAAGCUAGUACACAUUCAUGUAAACCAUGCUGGAUUUAAAAUACUAAAAAGAUCUGCUCCACAUUACUUUGACACAUCUUUUAGAGCUCAGUACACGAUAGUGUUUAUUGGUGAGUGACACUGAAUGUAAAUACAACUUCUGUUUGUCUACAAGAAAAUUCCACAUGGCUCCUUUCGCUGGUAGAAGGUCUCUGUUAAAAUGUUUUGAAAUUGUAAUGAUUCAUUUUGCUGCAAUAUUGUAUUGUGUGAUUUCAAAUCGAUCGGCCGCAUGCCUCUGGAAGUGUCUUGCUUAGGGACACAAUGGUGGAUGUCUCACAGUGGGGAUCGAACUCAGGUCUCCCACAUCAAAGGGUAGCAAUGAUGUGUAUUGUAGAUUUAACACAAGUAAUAUUGACUUGCCUCUAAUGUCCCACCACCACACACACACACACACAACGAUGUGAAAAUGUAAUUUCAAAAUACUUUCUGACUGUCAUGAGCAGAGAAAACACUUCAGAAAUUUGGAAUAAAAUUUUUAUGUUG